Ochlerotatus camptorhynchus is the source of this 1094-nucleotide messenger RNA. Its product is annotated as corepressor interacting with RBPJ 1. Gene Ontology annotation, molecular function: transcription corepressor activity. The transcript has 3 exons. Gene Ontology annotation, cellular component: nucleus. The record is from RefSeq and is a predicted model, not a curated record. Gene Ontology annotation, biological process: negative regulation of DNA-templated transcription. Bases 87 to 1070 code for a protein of 327 amino acids. NCBI's taxonomy places the organism in Eukaryota, Metazoa, Arthropoda, Insecta, Diptera, Culicidae.
AAAAAGCUGCAAAAGUUAAAGCGUAUUGAAAAAUAACGAAAAGUUUAUUCUUCACAUCAGAUAUUUGCUUAUCGAAACUAUUAAAAAUGGGAAAAGGCUUCAAUAAUUACAUGUGCAAAAAAUUCUUCCAUCCUGCCUCCAGGGAUAACCUGAAACGGGUAUGGAUGGCAGAACAACAGGCGGAAGCCUACAAAAAAAAGCAAGAGGAACUCCGGAAUCAAUACGAAAAGGAGCAGGAGCUUCACGACAACAAGGCUAUGCUGAGCAAGGAAAGCAAGGAUAAGCUAAGUGUCAACUUCAUGUACGAGCUCCCUCCGGGCAUGAAGAAGGAGCGGGAAAAGGAAACAACCGACGAAGCUGAGUACAAGUUUGAAUGGCAACGGAAGUACAACGCUCCGAGAGAGAGCUAUUGCAAGGGAGACACGGAGAUUCGUGAUCAACCUUUUGGCAUACAGGUCCGUAACGUUCGCUGUAUCAAGUGUCACAAAUGGGGGCAUAUCAACACAGACAAGGAAUGCACCAUGUACAGUCUUUCUAUGAGUGAAGCCAAAAAGAUUCAUUCAGAGGCAGAAGCCAACCAGAUACUUUCGAAGAACGAUUUAGAACAGGGUCUCCGUGAAGAUGGACUUGCUAUGAAGAGAAGUGCUAAGGAACUUGCUACAUCUCACAAAUUAGUAGACGAACCAGGCAUGGACAAAGUGCAGACUGAGACGGAUUUCAUUAAAUCGCUCUCCACGAAGCAGAAGAAAAAGCUGCUGAAAAAGUUGGAAAAAAUUGAAAAGCGCCAUAAACAAGAAAAGAAACACAAGAAAAAGAGAAGUUCCAGUUCCUCAAGCUGUUCGUCAGACGAUUCCGAUGACGAAAGAGAGAAGCGGUUGUCGAAGAAAAAGGUCAAAAAAUUUCACCGUAAACAUGAAUCAGAUUCGGAGGAUGAUAACCGAAAGAGAAGCAAUAAGGAACGAUUCCACAAGCGAUCACGUUCACCACAUUACGGAGAAAGCAGCAACGGAAGAAGGGACCGUGAUCGUUCACGCUCCAGGAGUCCACGACGCGACCGCAAAAGACGUUGAAUUCCAUCCUUAAAAUGUCAUUAA